AUGGAUAAUGAAAAAUUGAUGAUAAUUAACGUUCACAAUUACUUUAAGGGGAAUAAAUCUAUAAGAGAAAGCCUUCAAAAGCUACUAUUACGCAAGCGAGUUGCUGAGAUAUUGGGUGUAUCUGAGGGUACAAUUAGAA
Messenger RNA from Funneliformis mosseae, 139 nucleotides. Lineage: Eukaryota; Fungi; Glomeromycota; Glomeromycetes; Glomerales; Glomeraceae. The record is from the annotation of a GenBank genome assembly.